AUGAGGCCCAUCUUUGCCCUCUUCCUCCUCAUCCUCAGCGUCGCCGGUCAGGUGAACAACACCAAAUCCUGCCCUAGCGAACUGACCAAAGGCUUCGAAUUCCCCCACUUGAUCAUUCCUAUCGACUCCGAGGCUCCAGACGUUGCACGCGGCACCUCCUACAACGGCAAAAUCACGCCAACAGUCUCCUCUAUCUUCAACUUCGAUAUCCCCAGCGCCCUCAACAUCAACCAAACGCUGAUCUGCAGCCUCUGGUUCCUUUUCCCCGAACGCAACUACCGUUUCAGCGGCGAUGGGUUGGUGAAGUUUAGCCGUCUCGAGGCGCCCGCGACACUUGUUACGUCGUAUGCAAAUGCACCGGCUGUACAGGAGGAGCUGCAGAUCGCGACUCUAGUUCCCGGGCGGAAAUAUAACGUGACCAGCUUCGAGUGUCCUGCGGGCCAGGCGAUUGCAUUUCGCUUGGAUAAUGCGGGUUCGACAGAGUUGGAUUACUUUCAGGACUAUAAUGAGCCGCCAAUUGGCCUUUACAUCACCAAAUGUUGA
This is a messenger RNA of Histoplasma mississippiense, 543 nucleotides long. RefSeq lists its product with no specific name. The record is from RefSeq and is a predicted model, not a curated record. Lineage: Eukaryota; Fungi; Ascomycota; Eurotiomycetes; Onygenales; Ajellomycetaceae. Bases 1 to 543 code for a protein of 180 amino acids. The transcript has 2 exons.